Messenger RNA from Yarrowia lipolytica CLIB122, 942 nucleotides. RefSeq lists its product as uncharacterized. Gene Ontology annotation, cellular component: fungal-type cell wall; extracellular region; cell surface. The record is from RefSeq and is a predicted model, not a curated record. Lineage: Eukaryota; Fungi; Ascomycota; Dipodascomycetes; Dipodascales. Gene Ontology annotation, biological process: cell wall organization; carbohydrate metabolic process. Gene Ontology annotation, molecular function: glucan endo-1,3-beta-D-glucosidase activity.
AUGAAGUUCACAUUUGCUGCCGUUACCGCCGCGCUGGCCUCGUCCGCCAUGGCCCUCGGAGGCCUCGGAGUCGACCUCGGAGUCAAGCGAGAGUCCGACGGAGAGUGCAAGAACGCCGGCGACUACAAGGCCGAUCUUGAGGCUCUCAAGGGUCUCACCGACACCAUCCGAAUCUACGCCGCCGGCGAUUGCGACGCCCUGCGAGAGCUCGGCCCUGUUGCUGAGGCCGCUAACUUCAAGCUCAUGAUUGGUGUGUGGCCCAACGACGACAACCACUUUGCCUCCGAGCAGUUUGCUCUCAAGAGCUACCUGCCCUGGCUCUCCAAGUCCACCGUGCCCUACAUCACCGUGGGCUCCGAGGCUCUGUACCGAAAGGACAUGACUCCCCAGCAGCUGGCCGACAAGAUCAACGACAUCAAGAACCAGCUCAAGGGCAUCAAGGACAAGAACGGCCAGACCUUUGACGUCCCCGUCGGUACCGUCGACUCCUGGAACGUGAUUGUCGAUGGCUACUCCAGCCCCGCCGUCAAGGCCGCCGACGUUGUCUUCGCCAACGCCUUCUCCUACUGGCAGGGACAGACCAUGGCUAACGCCUCUUACUCCUUCUUCGAUGACAUCAUGCAGGCUCUCCAGACCAUCCAGACCACCAAGGGUACCACCGACAUUGACUUCUGGGUUGGUGAGACCGGAUGGCCCACCGAUGGCGGUGCUUUCGGCGACUCUCAGCCUGGCGUGAAGCAGGCUGCUCAGUUCUGGCAGGAGGGUAUCUGUGCCAUCCGAGCCUGGGGUAUCAACACUCUGGUUUUCGAGGCUUUCGACGAGACCUGGAAGCCCGACACUAAGGGUGACAACGGUGAGGAGGUCUCCGGCGUUGAGAAGUACUGGGGUGUUUACGACUCCAACCUCAAGCCCAAGUUCGACACCACUUGCAAGUUUGACUAA